Messenger RNA from Sesamum indicum (sesame), 1458 nucleotides. Its product is annotated as Chalcone-flavanone isomerase family protein. NCBI's taxonomy places the organism in Eukaryota, Viridiplantae, Streptophyta, Magnoliopsida, Lamiales, Pedaliaceae. The record is from RefSeq and is a predicted model, not a curated record.
UCUUCACCAAAAUAACAUCUCCUAUUGCUCCUAAUCUCUCUCCAUUUCUCUUCUCUCAGCCUCUCGCAUUCUCGGCGAUUACAAAUCUGAAAUUUCCCGACGACCCUUUUCAAGGAUUUCAUUCAUUUCUCAAUGGAAACCCCGUCAUCCACAAGAAGAGUAACAAGAUCACAGACCUUGGCUGCUUCUGCCAACAACAGCAACUUACUCCUCUCAAGGAAAGUUGAGGAAUCUGAAAAGGUUUUGGCGAAAUCAAGGCAGAGGAGUGCUAAGAAGCAGCAACAAGACCGAUCGGCCCUCAUCGAUAUUACGAAUGAUUCGCCGAUUGUUGGGCUUGCAAUGGGAAAUCUUGAGACCCCAUCAUCGGCAAUGUCCAAGAAGAGAACGGGCAGUCAAGGGCAGUUCGCUCGUACUCCGGGUUCCGGCGAGGCCCUUUUGAGGGGUCAAGUGAAGACCCUUUUGCAGAGAGUUGAAGAAGAGGCUGAACUAUCGAAAAUUACGCUCGAAAAUAGGCCACUCUUCAACCUUCAAGGCCUUGUCAACUCUCCAAUCAACCUUGUUGCCCCAACUCCUGCAAACACACCCCAAGUCUUGAACCUCUCUGCUAAUGCUGAUGGUUUGCCUUCUGUCACUCCCUCCCCAGUCACUGAGAAGUUUCUGAUCCCACAGAUGUUUGAUGAAAAGAAACAAGAGGGAGUUGAGUCUGAGAAUCUGAUCACAAGGUCUCUGUUGCUGGAUUUCUCUGAGAAGUCUGAUUCAUCUGAGUGCUCUUCUGUGGUGACUUAUCAAGGAGUAGUCUACGGAGACACAGAGAGUAGCAAAGAGAAACCCUCUACUGAUGACGAUGACUCGUCGAUUUGGUCUAUUCAGGUGAAUGCAAGCAGCACUAUGGAUGACGACGAAGAAGAACAAGAAGGGGAGAAUUGUCCCGAGGAAGAUUGUGAUGAUGAUUAUUAUCAAUAUGAAGAAGAAGAAGGGCAUGAAUUUGGUGAAGAUAAUGAUGACCUGCUUGAUGAGCUCUGUGAAGGAAUCAGCAAGAUUAGUGUGAAGGAGGGGCCAAAGUUUGAGGGGAAGCACAUUCGGUUCGUUUACAAUAGCGACGAUGAGAUUCAAGACGAGGAGCAAGUGUGUGUUGGUGAUGAAUGUGAAUCUCCAUCAUUGGAUGCUUCUUCACCUAGUCGUGGGGUGCUGCGUUUAAAAGGCUUGCCAACGCCUAAAGGGAAGCAUCUCCGGUUUCCUCAGGAAUCGGAGACGAUGGAGAGAUGAAAUGUUGUCAGCACCCAUGGGUUGUUUUUGCUCUUGAUGAUGGUUGUCUUCCUUGUGACACCAUCAUGGUUGUCUAGAUUGUUUCUAUUGUUUGAUGAUUCAAUUGGUUCUGUUAUUGGUUUACAAUUGUGCUGAUGAUAUUUUGCUGCUUUCAUUCUAACUGAUAUAUAUCAAUUGAUAUUGAUUUUAUGA